GGAAGUGAUAGCGUCUAGUUUCCCUUCGUGGAAAGGACUUUUUUUCACACAUACUCCAGCGAGCUCGGAUACAGGUCUCAUAACUUACACAGCGCAGCGGUCACGUGCCCACAGUAAAUAUGGCGGCGCCGGCGGGUGACGUGGGCUGACGUAGAAACAAGCGCUUGAAUCAGUGAAGAGGGAAACGCUGGUGACGGUCGCGGUUGUGGUUGGAUUGCAGAGUCGGUCACGGAUGAUGGCGACUCAGCGUGGGAAGAGGAAAGCGGACGGCACUAGGCUGCUGAUGGGGCGGCAGGAGCUGUACAAGCAUCAUGUAGAGGGCGCUAUCGUCAGGAUCAAGAUGGAGAACUUUCUCACUUAUGAUAUGUGUGAGGUGUUUCCUGGUCCUCACUUAAACAUGAUUGUUGGUGCUAAUGGAACAGGAAAGUCUAGCAUUGUUUGUGCAAUUUGUCUGGGAUUAGCUGGAAAGACAGCGUUUAUUGGAAGAGCAGACAAGGUUGGAUUUUAUGUGAAGCGUGGGUGCCAGAAAGGAAUGGUGGAGCUCGAAUUGCACAAGUCAUCUGGGAAUCUUAUCAUCACUCGUGAAAUUCACGUAUCAAAUAAUCAGUCAGUGUGGUACAUGAAUGGCAAGAGUACAUCUUUAAAGAUGGUUGAAGAGAAGGUGGCUGCUUUGAACAUCCAAGUGGGGAAUCUUUGUCAGUUUCUCCCUCAGGAUAAAGUUGGUGAGUUUGCCAAAUUAUCUAAAAUUGAGCUGCUUGAAGCAACAGAGAAGUCAAUUGGACCUCCAGAGAUGUACAGAUUUCAUUGUGAAUUAAAAAACUGCAGGGAAAAAGAAAAACAACUUGAGGAUACGUGUAAAAGUAAAGAAGAAUUUUUGGAGAAGCUGAAGCAGAGGAAUGAACGAUACAAGCAGGAUGUUGAGAGGUACUAUGAGAGAAAACGUCACCUAGACAAGAUUGAGAUGCUGGAAAGAAAAAGACCUUGGGUGGAAUAUGAAAAUAUGCGACAACAAUAUGAAGAAAUAAAACAGAAGCGUGAUCAGUUAAAGGACGAACUAAAGAGGAAACGAGACUUACAAGCUCCACUUAAUCAAAACAUUCAACAAUAUAAUAGACAGCAUACCCAAAUUGAUGGGAAAAUUAAAGAGAAAGUAUUUGUAAUUAGGGAAACAUCACAGAAAUGCAAAAAGAAACAAGAACUUUUAGAAAUAAAGGAGAAACAGAUAGAAGAAGUACAGCAAAAGUUGAGAAUGAAGAAAGACGAGGAGUUGGACAGACAGAAGAAGAUCUGUACCAUCCGUAAGAUGAUUGAGGACUGGCAAAGCGAGUUAAACACUAUGGGAAACAUUGAGACUGUUCAACCAGAGAUGGAUUCUAUUGUGAGUGAGUUGCGUCAUAUCCAGGAAGAGAGAUCAAAUGUUGAAAGUGAAAUAAGUGACCUGCGAAUGGAACAGCAAAAUAUGGAGAGAGAAAAGAGAGAUAAAGCUAAUCGACUGAAGCAGUUUGAUAAUUUAUUAAAUCAAAAAGAAGAAAAAUUGCAAAAGAGAUUUAUAGACACUUACAAUGCAGUUAUGUGGCUUAAAGAAAAUAAGCAUCGGUUUAGGAAACAUGUUUGUUUUCCCAUUAUGUUAGAAGUUAAUGUGAAAAACAAUCAGCAUGCCAAAUAUGUGGAAAAUCACAUUUCCAUGAAUGACAUGAAGGCCUUUGUUUUUGAAUGUCAAGAGGAUAUGGAAAUGUUUUUGAAAGAGGUCAGAGACAAUCAAAGGUUAAAGGUAAAUGCUGUUUGCUCACCUCCAGAGUCCGUUGCAGACCGGAAGCCAUCCAAGCCAAUCUCUGAUUUAAAACAGUAUGGCUUUUUCUCCUACUUAAGAGAAUUAUUUGAUGCUCCUGAACCAGUGAUGAAUUAUUUGGUCUCCCAAUAUCAUGUUCAUGAAGUACCUGUGGGGACAGAGGAGACCAGGCAUAUGAUAGAAAAAGUCAUAAAUGAAGUCGGAAUUCGUCAGUUGUACACUGCAGAGGAAAAGUAUUCCACUAAAGUAUCUGCGUAUAGUAACAGCAUUAUCUCCAGCAAUGUCUACCUGAAAGGAGCGCAGUUUCUUACAGUCACAGUAGAUGCAGAGGAGAGGAGACAGGUGCUUCAACAGUUUAAGGAGGUUGAAAAUAUGUGUGCUCAGCUAGUAUCUGACAUGGAUGUACUGCUCAACAGACAGAAGCUUCUGGACAAACGAGAUAAUGAACUAAAGUUAAGAAAGAAAGAGAUAUUGGAUUUAAAAACCAAAAAGCGCCAACUAGAACAAAAAAUAGCUACCAAAUAUGACAGCUUAAAGCAGUUAGAGCAAGAAAAUAUCAAUGUGAAGGAUGCGGAAGAGCAAGCAAAUGUCAAAGUAAAAGAAAUUAAUAUACAGAAAGCCAAGCUUGUUACAGAGUUCACACAGUUAAUUAAGAACUGCAUAAUGCUGAAUAAAGACAGAGUGGAUUUAACCCUGCAAAGUACAACAGUGUUGUGGAAGAUGAACAAACUUGAAUCAGAACUCAAAGAGGCAACAUCCAGACUCAAAGAACUAGAGGGUCAAUAUGCUGCUGUGGAUGGGCUGAAAAGUAAUCUGCUGGACAAAUGCAAAGGUCUCUUGAGAAAAGCAAGACAAGUGUGUAACCUUGGGCAAAGCGAUGAGGUCCCGCAAGAUUUUCAAAUUGCAUUCCAUGCACUUCCAAAUACACUGGAUGAAAUAGAUGCUGUACUGAAUGAAGAACGGUCCAGAGCCUCUUGCUUCACAGGCUUAAAUUCCUCUGUUGUUGAAGACUAUGCCAAACGAACGCAAGAAAUAGAAGACAUGACAAAGGAAGUUGACAGGAAGAAAGAUGAGUUGUCUAAAUAUAGACAGAACAUAUCACAGGUGAAGCAAGAUUGGCUUACGCCUUUGAAGCAUUUAGUAGAAAAAAUCAAUGAACAGUUCAGCAGCUUCUUCAGUUCGAUGCAGUGUGUAGGUGAGGUCGAUCUACAUACUGAAAAUGAGGAGGAUUAUGAUAAGUAUGGAAUAAGGAUCCGUGUAAAGUUUAGAAGUAGCACACAACUUCAUGAGCUGACCCCGCAUCAUCAGAGUGGAGGGGAGCGCAGUGUGUCCACAAUGCUCUAUCUAAUGGCUCUCCAAGAGCUCAACAGGUGCCCGUUCCGAGUAGUGGACGAGAUAAAUCAGGGCAUGGAUCCAGUGAAUGAAAGACGAGUAUUCGAAAUGGUAGUGAAGACAGCUUGCAAAGAAAACACUUCUCAGUAUUUCUUUAUUACACCAAAGCUCCUCCAGAAUCUAACGUAUGCUGACAAAAUGACUGUAUUGUUUGUGUACAAUGGACCUUACAUGCUGGAACCCACAAAAUGGGACUUGAAGGCUUUUCAUAGAAGACGUCGAAGAGUAGCUAAAGUGGCUGAAUAAAGUUCUCCCCUUAAAUCUUCUCUAUAAACCAUCAAGAGAUUUCUGCUACAAAGUUCUGAGUUUACAAUUAACUUUGAAAGAAUUCUUUGUCAGGGGUAACACAUGUAUGCAAUAUAGUAAUGUUUAUAUAUUUGAUAGCAUUGUAAAGGGAGCUGUUAGUCAGCAAUUUGUGUAGUUUAUUAUAUCUUUUCUAACAUUAAAUAAUUCCAAAAUAUAA
Molecule: messenger RNA, 3644 nt
Organism: Pseudophryne corroboree (corroboree frog)
Lineage: Eukaryota; Metazoa; Chordata; Amphibia; Anura; Myobatrachidae
Gene: SMC5
Product: structural maintenance of chromosomes 5
Exons: 24
Coding region: 233-3427 (1064 amino acids)
Biological process (GO): double-strand break repair via homologous recombination
Cellular component (GO): nucleus; Smc5-Smc6 complex
Molecular function (GO): ATP binding; single-stranded DNA binding; ATP hydrolysis activity
Source: RefSeq, a predicted model, not a curated record